Messenger RNA from Coregonus sp. 'balchen', 16071 nucleotides. Lineage: Eukaryota; Metazoa; Chordata; Actinopteri; Salmoniformes; Salmonidae. The record is from the annotation of a GenBank genome assembly.
AUGGACUACACCUAUGAUGCAGAUUUGGAAGAAUUGUGUCCUGUUUGUGGAGAUAAGGUCUCAGGAUACCACUAUGGACUCCUUACAUGUGAAAGUUGUAAGGUAUUUUCAUUUGGAAUAACUCAUUAUUUAAAAUGUCCUUUCCCCCCCUUGUGUUUGUGGGUUUUGUGGCCCAUCAACCUAAUGUCGAUAUUUUCUCCAGGGCUUCUUCAAGAGGACAGUCCAGAACAAUAAGAGGUACACUUGUGCAGAAAACCAGGAGUGUAAAAUAGACAAAACACAGCGGAAGAGAUGUCCCUUCUGCCGAUUCCAGAAAUGCCUCAAUGUUGGCAUGAGAUUAGAAGGUAUGGUUCUCCUCAUCAUUCUUCCCCUUCAUUUGACGUUAUCAGUGAGAGCAUUUCAACAUUAUUGUCCAGAAUAAAUAUACCCUUAAUGUUGUGCUAUAUUUUUCCAUAUGCAUAUAUAUGCAUAUAUAUAUAUAUAUAUAUAUAUAUAUAUAUAUAUAUAUAUAUAUAUAUAUAUAUAUAUAUAUUUAUGACUGUAGAUCUAUUUGCAUUUUGUAAUAAUUUGCUAUUCGCCUAAAAUAUGUAGAUUUCUUCUUUAUGGCCGGUAGGCCUACAAUGGAUGCCUGUUUUAGCAAUCAGUUGCAUCUGGAUUGUUAAAUGUUUUUGCAAAAGUUGUAGUGGUAGCUUUGAAUUAGGGACAGACAAUAUACAGACUAGAGCGGUUUAGCAUGAGGGUCCACGUGGUUUUGUGAGGGGCUAGAGCGCGCAAAACAUGAGGGGGCCAGAGCGCGGAUUGCGCCAGUGAUUCCCAGGCAUGUGAUGCGAGAAAGCACCUGUUUCCGUGGAGAAAUUACACAUUCUUGACCUGCUGAUAAAACUCUGGGCUUCUCGCUGAGGUUUUAAACGGAUACGUUCUAUUUACAUCAACAAGGUUAACGUUAUGUAACUGCAAAGGCAUUAGCUUAUGUUGUGUACAGUAAAUUGUCAAAAAGAUAAUUCAAAUUUGUAAUAGAAUAAAGGAGAAUGGGUCACACUUUCAACAAACUAUCUGUUAAUGAGCAACUGCUUGCUACGGUUAUGGUUAGGGUAAGGUUAGUAGAUAGUUAGUUGAAAUGCUACUGAUACAUUUUAGUCAUUUAGCAGAUGCUCUUAUCCAGAGCCACUUACAGUUAGUGAGUGCAUACAUUUUCAUACUGGCCCCCCGUGGGAAACGAACACACAACCCUGGCGUUGCAAGCGUCAUGCUCUACCAACUGAGCUACAGUCUAUCCAAAUAAAGUGUUACCGGAGUAUGAUACCCUGGUGGUUGUUUUACACUGCUUUUUCAAAAAAUUGGUUCAGGAAACUGCCAAACACAUUCCUGACUAAAUUAGGCUAUUUUCCUGUGCACUUGUUAUGGCUGUAUUUUCAAUGAUAGAUGUUUGCAUGAGUUUCUUUAUAAGGACUUAUACAUUACCAGUCAAAAGUUUGGACACACCUACUCAUUCAAGGGUUUGUCUUUAUUUUUACAUUGUAGAAUAAUAGUGAAGACAUCAAAACUAUGAAAUAACACAUAUGGAAUCAUGUAGUAACCAAAAAAGUGUUAAAUAAAUCAAAAUAUAUUUUAUAUUUGAGUAUCUUCAAAUAGCCACCCUUUGCCUUGAUGACAGCUUUGCACACUCUUGGCAUUCUCUCAACCAGCUUCAUGAGGUAGUCACCUGGAAUGCAUUUCAAUUAACAGGUGUGCCUUCUUAAAAGUUAAUUUGUGAAUUUUUUUUCAUUCUUAACGCGUUUGAGCCAAUCAGUUGUGUUGUAACAAGGUAAGAACAGCUCAAAUAAGCAAAGAGAAACAACAGUCCAUCAUUACUUUAAGACAUGAAGGUCAGUCAAUACUUAAAAUGUCAAGAACUUUGAAAGUUUCUUCAAGUGCAGUCACAAAAACCAUCAAGCGCUAAGAUGAAACUGGCUCUCAUGAGGACUGCCACAGGAAUGGAAGACCCAGAGUUACCUCUGCUGCAGAGAAUAAGUUUAUUAGAGUUACCAGCCUCAGAAAUUGCAGCCCAAAUAAAUGCUUCACAGAGUUCAAGUAACAGACACAUCUCAACAUCAACUGUUCAGAGGAGACUGUGUGAAUCAGGCCUUCAUGGUCGAAUUGCUGCAAAGAAACCACUACUUAAGGACACCAAUAAUAAGAAGAGACUUGCUUGGGCCAAGAAACACGAGCAAUGGACAUUAGGCCAGUGGAAAUGUGUCCUCUGGUCUGGAGUCCAAAUUGGAGAUUUCUGGUUCCAACUGCCGUGGCUUCGUGAGACGCAGUGUGGGUGAACAGAUGAUCUCUGCAUGUGUAUUCCCCACCGUAAAGCACGGAGGAGGAGGUGUUAUGGUGUGGGGGUGCUUUGCUGGUGACACUGUCUGUGAUUUAUUUAGAAUUCAAAGCCCACUUAACCAGCAUGGCUACCACAGCAUUCUGCAGCGAUACGCCAUCCCAUCUGGUUUGGGCUUAGUGGGGCUAUCAUUUGUUUUUCAACAGGACAAUCACCCAACACCUCCAGGCUGUUUAAGGGCUAUUUUACCAAGAAGGAGAGUGAUGGAGUGCUGCAUCAGAUGACCUGGCCUCCACAAUCCCCCGACCUCAACCCAAUUGAGAUUGUUUGGGAUGAGUUGGACUGCAGAGUGAAGGAAAAGCAGCCAACAAGUGCUCAGCAUAUGUGGGAACUCCUUCAAGACUGUUGGAAAAGCAUUCCAGGUGAAAAUGCCAAGAGUGUGCAAAGCUCUCAUCAAGGCAAAGGGUGGCUACUUGAAGAAUCUCAAAUUAAAAUGUAUUUUGAUUUGUUUAACACUUUUUUGGUUACUACAUGAUUCCAUAUGUGUUAUUUGUCCAAUUUGCAAUUUGUAAGUCGCUCUGGAUAAGAGCGUCUGCUAAAUGACUAAAAUUUAAAAAUGUAAACAAUUUCACUUUUGACUGGUACUGUAUAAGGAAUUAUUUUACACGAGUGACAUUUGUCCAUGAUAUCUUUCUGGCUAUAGUAGCCUAGUAACAAAUUGCAUAUAAAGAUCCACUGUUGUCGAUCUAGUUCUGUUUCUCAACGUGAUGUCUCUUCCUUUGAUAGCGGUGCGUGCAGACCGCAUGCGUGGGGGCAGGAAUAAGUUUGGCCCCAUGUACAAGCGGGAUAGAGCCAUGAAGCAGCAGAAGAAGGCUUUGAUCCGUUCCACAGGCUUCAAGCUGGAGUCUGCUCCUCCACAGCUCUCCCCUGUACAGACUAACUAUGGCUUCACCGGCACCCUGCACAGCCUCCCCUCCCUCCCCAAAGGGCUCAUGCCCUCCAUCCCAGCCUCCAACAAUGCCACAGACUACGAGGCCAGCCUCUACGGACCCCCCUCCCUGGGGGUGGCCAUGCAGCCCCAUGGACCCCUGCCCACCCAGUACCAGUACACAGCAUUCCCCAGUAGGGCCAUCAAGUCUGAGUACCCUGACCACUACACAAGCUCCCCAGAGUCUCUGGUGGGGUACCCCUUACCGGACGUGUACCCCACCGGUGGCUCCCCGCAGGCUCCCAGCCUGCCCCCCCUUGUGCUGGAGCUGCUGCGUUGCGACCCAGACGAGAUGCAGGUGCAGAGUAAGAUCAUGGCCUUCCUGCAGCAGGAGCAGAGUGGCCGGGGCCGGCAGGAAAAGCUCAGCACCUUCAGCCUCAUGUGUCGCAUGGCAGACCAGACUCUGUUCUCCAUAGUGGAGUGGGCCAGGAGCUGCAUCUUCUUCAAGGAGCUCAAGGUAAGCUCCCAGGCUCCAGUCCACACAGAAACGAUAGGCGAGAGAUGCACAUUGAGAAAGUAUCCUUAUAACCAUGAUCACAGUAUCAUAUAUUAUCAUUGUAAUGAUCUUAUUAUUCCACUUAAUAGAUAAGUGAUAUCAAGAACAUUCAAGAAUAAAUUAUAGAGGUAGAGCUUUAUCUUUUGGUUACCUGAUGUUCUUGCUGGAACGCUGCACCCACACACAGGUAUUCGCAGUAAAGAAUGAAGGCCUGUGUAAAAUGUUAUAUUUAUUAUGACAGAUAGCUGUCAUUGUUUCUGCCCCUCCUUGUUCCUGGUGGUGGCACUCAAACAGAGCAGCAGUUAAGGAGAUGACACCAUAACCCAGUCUGGGUAAUGAUUUCAGAUGCAUCACUGUCCAAGCCAGAUAGGCCUUGUACUUUAAUUAUCUUUGUCAACUGAAUGGUGUAUUUUAGUUGUGCCAUACUGUACAGCAUAAGUUAUGGCUCCAGUCAAAUUUUACUCCCGGCCCCAGAGAGAGACAUCAAUACUGUUGUUGGACACUGUAGUAGCUGACCUGGAUAUGUUAUGUUACAGAGACAAUGCAAGGAGACAAAGCAUGCUGGUCUUGAUGAGGGACAGUAUUUAUUUUUAAAAUACAAAAUACAUUUAUAAUUAAAAAUAUUAUCGCAGUUUACCCUUCAUUGGUAUCAGAAGUCUGAUGACACUAUGUUGUGAUAAGAGCAUCUGCUAAAGGAACUACAUUUAAUUGUAUAUGUAAAAAUGGACAAUUGCAAAGCAUGCUAAGUAUUAUUCUAAUGAGCUCUGCCCGACACAAGGCCAAUAAUAAUACCCAGUGUGCUUUGCAGUUAAUUUUGGUAUGUUCAUUUUCAUAUAUAUAUUUACGUUUUGGUCAUUUAGCAGAAACUCUUAUCCAGAGCGACUUACAAAUUGCAAAUUGGACAAAUAACACAUAUGGAAUGAAAAAAACAUAUCUCAGUUAUAGCAAGUAAAACGUUUCUGUAACCGUUACCGAGAAUGUUGUUGUUGUUCGGGCCAGCUACUUGCAAAUGAAUUUCUGUACUUUAAAAUACAAAAUACAUGUAUUUUAAUGAAAUACAUUUCAAAAUACAAGUAUUUUGUAGUCUAUUUUGAUACAUUAAUCUUUAUGGUAUUUUGUAAUUGUAUUUUGUCAUUGUUACCCAUCCAUGAUGAAGGCUGACCAGUGGUAUUGCUCAAUGGUCACUGUGCUAUUUGUUCAUGCUGUCCUCAGCCAGAGAAUGGUUUGCGACGGGAACUUACUAACGGAUUGUUUGCUCUUUGCAACGUGAAACAUUAGAAAACAUGUAGCACCAGGUCUGAAUUGAAGCGUAUAUUUAGAAGCAACUUUUUGUCACGUUAUUGUUAUCUCUCUCUCAGCCUUAUCUCAGAGACAGUGAGUCCAUUGUGUGGAUUUUCUGAUGGGCCACACUCCCUGAGUGAGAAAGGAAAAUGGUACAGUGCCUUCAGAAAGUGUUCAUACCCCUUGACUUAUUUCACAUAUUGUUGCGUUACAGCCUGAAAUCAAAAUGGAUUAAAUAUAUAAAAAAAUCCUCACCCAUCUACACACAAUACCCCAUAUUGACUAAGUGAAAACAUGUUUGUAGAAAUCUCUGCAAACCUAUUGAAAAUUAAAUACAGAAAAAAUCAUUUACAUAAGUAUUCACACCCCUGAGUCAAUACUUUUUAGAAGCACAUUUGGCGGCGAUUAUAGCUUUGAGUCGUCUUGGGUAUGUCUGUAUCAGAUUUUCUCCCAUUCUUCCUUGCAGAUUUUUUCAAGCUCAGUUAAGUUAGAUGGGGAGCGUUGGUGAACAGGAAUAUUAAAGUCUUACCACAGAUUUUCAAUGGGAUUCAAGCCUGGGCUUUGGUUUGGCCACUCAAGGGCUUUCACAUUCUUGUUCUGAAGCCAUUCCAGCGUUGCUUUGGCUCUAUGCUUGGGGUCAUUGUCCUGUUGGAACGUAAAUCUUCUCCCCAGUCUAAGGUCGUUUGCACUCUGAAGCAGGUUCUCAUCAAGGAUUGGCCUGUAUUUGGCUCCAUUCAUUGUUCCCUCUAUCCUUACCAGUCUCCCAGUCCCUGCCGCUGAAAAGCAUCUCCAUAGCAUGAUGCUGCCAUCACCAUGCUUCAUGGUAGGGAUGGUGUUAGACAGGUGAUGAGCUGUGCCUGGUUUUCCCCAGACAUAGUGCUUUACAUUCAGGCCAAAGAGCAAUUUUUAUCUCAUCAAACCACAUAAUCUAUUGCCUUAUGCUCUCAGAGUCUUUCACGUGCCUUUUUGCAAACUCCAGGCGUGGUGUCAUGUGCCUUUUUCUCAGGAGUGGCUUCUGUCUGGCCACUCUCCCAUAAAGUCCAGAUUGGUGAAGUGCUGUAAAGACUGUUGUCUUUCUGACAGGCUCUCCCAUCUCAGGAACUCUGUAGUUCUGUCAGAGUGGUCAUUGGGUUCUUGGUCACCUCCUUCACCAAGGUCCUCCUUACCCGGUUGCUCAGUUUGGUUGGACGGCCAGCUCUAGGCAGAAUCUGGGUAGUUCUAUAUUUUUUCAAUUUCCCAAUGAUGGAUACCACUGUGCUCUUGGAAACUUUCAACACUGUAGAAAUUGUUUUAUACCCUUCCCCAGAUAUAUGCCAUAUCACAAUUCUAUAGUAUAGUUUCUGCUCUGACAUGCACUGUCAACUGUGGGACCUUAUAUAGACAGGUGUGUUUCUUUCUAAAUCAUGUCCAAACUAUUUAAUUGGCCACAGGACUCCAAUCAAGUUGUAGUGACAUCUCAAGGAUGAUCAAAGGAAAUUGCACCUGAGGUCAAUUUAGAGUGUCAUAGCAAAGGGGUUUGAAUACUUAUGUAAAUGAUACCCAAGACGACUCAAAAAUACCCAAGACGACUCAAAGCUAUAAUCGCUACCAAAGGUGCUUCUACAAAGUAUUGACUCAGGGGUGUGAAUACUUAUGUAAAUGAGAUACUGUAUUUAAUUUACAAUACAUUUUCAAAAAUGUCUAAAAACAUGUUUUCACUUUGUCAUUAUGGAGUAUUGUGUGUAGAUGGGUGAGAACAAAAUACAUGUAAUCAAUUUUGAAUUCAGGCUGUAUCACUACAAUAUGUGGAACAAGUCAAGGGGUAUGAAGACUUUCUGAAGGCUCUGUAUCUCUGUAUAGGCUGUGUCAGAGGGAUACACACAGUGGCCAGUGGCCCCUCACUUUAGUUUACUUUAGUCUUUCUUUAGGGGUGGCAGGCCUAUAUGCCUAUGAGGACCCACGUUCUAAUGCAGUGAUCAGUGGUUAGUAGUUACGGCAGGAUCAUCAGGACUAUGGUGUAAGACCUGACUGGGGAGGAGAAUUCUGCCCCCGGACAAACAAUGGUCUGAGACAUAACAUCAACGAUAGUGAUGGGGUUUCGUUUUGAAAUAAUAUCAGAUAAAAAGGUCAUCAAAUCUUAUUUUAGUACAUUGUAUGUAAUCUCAUCUAGCUAUGGGAUUAUGAUUAUGGAGAAUGUGAGAGCCUCUUAUGUGUCUCUGUGUGUAUGUGAGUGUGCGUGUGUGAAAUAUUUUGUGUUGGUCCUGUAGGUCCAACCCGGGAGCAAGAUUGGACUUCUCCUCUGGACAGAUAUAUAGUUUCAUUCGAGGGGUAGUAAUUCUGUCAUCCCCGUGCCAGAUGAAUGUGUGUCCGGGUGCGGGACAAUGCUAUUAGGGGGCUACAGCAACACUCAGUGUGUCACCAGCUGCAGAAUUACUGACUGAGUCGUCCUUCGGCUCCCAGAGUAAUAUGUGCUAGCAGUGAGUGUCCAAUCACCCCCCUCCCCCCCCCUGGCCACCUCAGCCCCUCACACACCACACACUCCUGUCGGCUUUAAUGGGCAGGGCUAGGGGGGUGACGGAGGACAGGGAGAGGUGAGGAGGUGGGAGAGGUCAUCUCUGUGGCUCGUAAAUGCAGCGUGAUGAGACGCGAGACACUGACACCAGCCCCAGAUGCUGGAAAUAUGGCACAAGGACCCUCAUCUUCCUCUCUUGGUUUUAUAGUCACCCCAUUUAUCUGUCCACGUAGCUAUGGUGUGUUUCAGGUGGAACCACACUAUCCCAUGUCGAUGCUAGCUUUUAAGGGGGUUGAUAUUAAAUUGAUGCCCGCUUGAGGUUGUAAUAUCAGUGUAGGCUGUUUUAUUUGACAUUGGGUUUGACAUUAGAUUGGUUCUCCACUACCACUAUGUUUUGCCAGCUGUGUGGAAUGAGUUUGAGCUUUGAGGUGACCUGUUGUUUUCUGUUUAUUCUUUGAGGUGGGGGAUCAGAUGAAGCUUCUUCACAACAGUUGGUCUGAGCUGCUGGUCCUGGACCAUGUCUUCAGACAAGUGCAGCAUGGGAAGGAGAGCAACCUGCUCUUGGUUACUGGCCAGGAGGUAAGCAGCCUUGCAGUUCCAACAUAAAAAUAAUGCAAUGCUCAUUCAUUAAUGAAUACCAGAAAUACAUACAGUCUCACACACACAUGCAUUCAUCAUGUAGUCAUUACAAAUACACAACCUCUAUGGAUAGCAAUACAUAUUUGUGUAGAUAGAUUUAUUUUGCAAUAAUGUGUCUCUACAAAGUAAUUACUGUUAUUACAUUGUUCCAAUGUAAUUACCACACAUUAUUUUAGUGACACAAUAUAAAUUGGGACUAUAUCCACAAAUAGAUAGAUAGAUAGCCUACUACUGUAAGCGGAGACCCUGUUAUUGUAAGGAGUGCCUAUCCCUGACCAAAUGAUGACCCACACAGAUGCCUGCUCUUGUUUUUCCACAUUUGGUCAUGUUUGGAGAUGCAGAAUAGAACAGGAAAAAACAACCAUCAGCUGACAGGCUUCAGCUUGUCUCUGCAGCUUGUAACUGACUCCUGGGUGGAGAGGAGAAAUAUAGCUGUUUGUUUUUAUUUGUCUCUUGUUGAAAUGCCGUUAUUUAUUUAUCAUAAGACAGCAGGAAAACUUAAAGCAUUUUUAUCUACAGACUAGGUUUGUGGGAACAGGAGGAAGUGCUAUUAUUUCUAGAAACUGCUAUGGGAAUUGGAGGAUUUAACGUCCAAUAUGUUACAUACAAUAUCAAUCUCAUUCAUUUAGAAAGUGGUGAGAAACUACGGCUGACUCAUUAUAUGGCAUCUAUGUAUUUGUACUGAAGCUGUACUGUACUGUAAUUCAGUACAUUUGUACUGUAUGUGGUGGGUUUCCAGCACAAUUUAAAGCCUGUAUAUACAGUACAAUAUAAUGUUGUCCUCCUGUGUGGUAUUGCAGAUGGAUCUGUCAUCCAUGGGGUCCCAGGCAGGGGUGACUCUUUCAGGCCUGGUCCAGAGAGGACAGGAGUUGGCUGGGAGGCUGAUGACCCUGCAGGUGGACAGGAGAGAGGUUGCCUGCCUUAAGUUCCUCCUCCUCUUCAAUCCCAGUGAGUAGACCACAUGGAUAGACAGUACCAGUCAACAUUUUGGACACACCUACUCAUUCCAGGGUUUUUCUUUAUUUUUACUAUUUUCUACAUUGUAGAAUAAUAGUGAAGACAUCAAAACUAUGAAAUAACACAUAUGGAAUCAUGUAGUAACCAAAAUAGUGUUAAACAAUUCAAAAUAUAUUUUAUAUUUGAGAUUCUUCAAAUAGCCACCCUUUGCCUUGAUGACAGCUUUGCACACUCUUGGCAUUCUCUCAACCAGCUUCACCUGGAAUGCUUUUCCAACAGUCUUGAAGGAGUUCCCACAUAUGCUGAGCACUUGUUGGCUGCUUUUCCUUCACUCUGCGGUCCGACUCAUCCCAAACAAUCUCAAUUUGGUUGAGGUCGGGGGAUUGUGGAGGCCAGGUCAUCUGAUGCAGCACCCAUCACUCUCCUUCUUGGUAAAAUAGCCCUUACACAGCCUGGAGGUGUGUUGGGUCAUUGUCCUGUUGAAAAACAAAUGAUAGUCCCACUAAGCCCAAACCAGAUGGGAUGGCGUAUCGCUGCGUAUCGGUAGCCAUGCUGGUUAAGUGUGCCUUGAAUUCUAAAUAAAUCACAGACGGUGUAACCAGCAAAGCACCCCCACACCAUAACACCUCCUUCUCUUUGCUUUACGGUGGGAAAUACACAUGCAGAGAUCAUUCGUUCACCCACACCGCGUCUCACAAAGACACAGUGGUUGGAACCAAAAAUCUCCAAUUUGGACUCCAGACCAGAGGACACAUUUCCACUGGUCUAAUGUCCAUUGCUCGUGUUUCUUGGCCCAAGCAAGUCUCUUCUUAUUAUUGGUGUCCUUUAGUAGUGGUUUCUUUGCAGCAAUUCAACCAUGAAGGCCUGAUUCACACAGUCUCAUCUGAACAGUUGAUGUUGAGAUGUGUCUGUUAAUUAUUAUUAUUUGGGCUGCAAUUUCUGAGGCUGGUAACUCUAAUGAACUUAUCCUCUGCAGCAGAGGUAACUCUGGGUCUUCCAUUCCUGUGGCAGUCCUCAUGACAGCCAUUUCCAUCAUAGCACUUGAUGGUUUUUGCGACUGCAAUUUCGGUAUUGACUGACCUUCAUGUCUUAAAGUAAUGAUGGACUGUCGUUUCUCUUUGCUUAUUUGAGCUGUUCUUGCCAUAAUAUUGACUUGGUCAUUUACCAAAUAGGACUAUCUUCUGUAUACCCCCCUAGUCACAACACAACUGAUUGGCUCAAACGCAUUAAGAAGGAAAGACAUUUCACAAAUUAACUUUUAAGAAGGCACACCUGUUAAUUAAAAUGCAUUCCAGGUGACUACCUCAUGAAGCUGGUUGAGAGAAUUCCAAGAGUGUGCAAAGCUGUCAUCAAGGCAAAGGGUGGCUAUUUGAAGAAUCUCAAAUUAAAAUGUAUUUUGAUUUUUUAAACACUUUUUGGUUACUACAUGAUUCCAUAUGUGUUAUUUCAUAGUUUUCAUGUCUUCACUUUUAUUGUACAAUGUAGGAAAUAGUAAAAAUAACGAAAAACCCUUGAAUUAGUAGGUCUUCUAAAACUUUUGACUGGUAGUGUAGAUGUUCCAAAGCUCUGCAUUAGUGGUGUUUAGGCUAUGCGUGGAAGCCAGGAGAUGCUAAAUGUGUUUAUGCUAAUUAGGCAAUUACCAUGAGACCGGCAGUUAUUUGCUUGACAAUCACUAGCUGACAACAUUUCAUGGCCGCCGCAGCCCUAGGUGCAGUAUAUAGUGUCCAUUUGUCAGGUUGUUUUUGCUAGCUAGCUAGCUUCAUUCAGUUUAAGGGACACGUGCGCCAAAUUAUGUAAACACGCCCAAAUGUGCAGAGCUUACCCACACAACGUGUUUAGGCAAUACGCAUGCCCUUAAUUUGCAAUGCAAACAAAUGCCAGAUAGGCAAAGCAGCGAGGCAAAUGCUGACCCUGUCCUUUAACAGUGACUGGAGCCAGGAACUGCGCGCAAGUCAAUGAUUUGAAUGGAUGGGGACAUUGGGGAGGAAGGCAUGCAUACCCCAGGGCCGGUGUUAUGGGCGGGCCUUAGGGGUCCUGGCAAAGCGAGAGGGCUCACUCUCGCAAAAAUCUGUCCAGAAUAAGCCCAAUGGGUUUCUAUGUGCUUAAUGUACAGAGCUAAGCUUCCCGCCUUUGGGACAAUGACUCCCAAUGUUAGGAUGGAGACAUGAGCAUCUCGUCAUUAUAUACAGAUCUCUGGUUUCAGCCACACGAAUUGGAAAGGAAAGUUGGCAGGUGCACAGUGCACAGUUCGGAUGAUGGUUUCUCCUAAAGCAAAUGUAUGUUUUGCCAAAAUAAUAUAAUUACUCCUUUCUAAAUAAAAGUAUUCAAAAUACUUCCCCAGAGAGCAUGACUUAGCCAAUGAUAAUCAUUAGCUUCAUAAAAAAAUAGGCCUAUGCCUAUUUGGGAAGCCCCGAAUUUGGGCAGUGCGUGUGACAAUAGGCCUAGUUGACUAUUGAGUUGUGGCUGUCAGUGAAAAGCAUGUCAAAUAUGUGUGAAGAUAAUGUGUCUUGAAUAUCAUUUGUAAUGUUGAUACAAGAAGAAGGGGAGGGGUGUGUGGCAAAGAAAUGGCACAUCUCUUUCCAAAAUGCAUGCACUCAGCUCCCCGGAAUGUGUUUAGCUGUCUCCCGCUAAUUCUUGUGCAUUAAUUGUUUCAUUGUGUGAAUUGUUUGCCCUUUGAUUGUUUAUUUGUAUCAAUUCCCCAUUACACAUGUCACCAUUAGGCCUAGUAAAUGUACUGUUAAUCCCUGUCAUUUGGUUACAUUAAGUUAUGUUAAUGCAUGUAUCAAUUACAGUAAUUUACUGUUCUCAUUCUCGGAGUGGAAACGUUGUUUGCAGAGUUCACAACCUGCUACACUUGUGAGAAACAAGUUUUGGUUUAUUUCAUAACCAUCCAUUUUUUUAUUGUCUUUUGUUUGGAGUGCAUCCAUAUUUGUCUGGUUUCUCUGUCCUGAUGACUUUUAGGGAGCACACGCACAGAAAUACCUGGCCUGCUUAGCACAAAUGUAGGAAAGUGCCCAUUUGGGGAUGACUGAUUUCUGAUUGUCUUAAAGGAAAACCACACCCAAACCCACUAAUUCCUUUAAUUUACAGUGUUAAAUAACAUGAGAAUAAUAGUUUGGUGACCAAAUGUUUCCUUUUGGCGUUAUAAUAAGGUUGGUAGCAACAUGGAAAAUCGUUCUGGAAAUCGGUUGAAGCUCAAGUCGACUACAAAAUCCACAAUGUAAUGCUUUCUCCAUGGGCUGGCUGGACAAACGUAGCUACACACAAUAAUAUCAAAGACAAUAUGAACAUGUGAAGUAGCUGGUUAGCUGUAAAAUCGCCUAAACAAACUGCACUAUCAAUUUAGGAGUCGACAAUCUCACCAUGUUCAAACUGCCGAUCGAUGUGCCUCACAGAGAUGGGAAAUGUUGCCCAUGUUCCGGCAAUGGGCCGCGCGGUGCAUUCUCGGCGAUUCCGGGACAGAGCACUCUCCUUCAAGGAGUGAAUGGGAGUCUAUUGGGCGCUAGCUCAAAAACCCAACAUAAGCACGAAUUUCGUCAACAAGAAGUACAACAUUACAAAUAUUUUCCGAGAUGUGAGAUAAUUAAUUUGCUAUCUGUUGUGUCGUAUAGCUUUGGAAUCGUGACAUUACGUACUUUUGAGGAAAAUAGGCAAGUUUCUCGACAUAUACACUGACUCUGAGAAGGGAUUGCGUGAUGACAGGAUAUUUUUUUGUUGUCAUGUUGCGUGACGCAACGUGAACGCGAUUGGUCGACAGUCUGCUGUGUGAGGCGUUAUACGUUCAUUCAUUCAUUGAAUUCCUAUAUUUUUUCUAUAAUAUAUCUGGUAACGGCACAUGCAACGCACCCUGAACUAAAGAGGCAAACAAAUAGGAAAAAUGUGCUAGAACCUCCGUUAAAUUACACAUUUCUCGAGGUAGGAAUAUAGCAAAAAUAUGAUCAAUGGCUAAUUCCAGUGAAGACUGUAAUAUUCAUAUGUGUCAGCAUACUGAAUUGUAAUUGGAUGCAUUCUACUGUCAUAUCAUAUUGUGCUAUGAUUGGUUAAGACCACCCAGGUGGUAAGGUCAUUGGAAAGAUGAUCAUGGCCGGAGACACAUGAACAUGCCAGUUAUAGCUAGUUAAUAAAGAGCUACGUUUAUAAAUAUCCUGUCGUCCUGCAUUUUAUUAUUUUGUACAAAGCAUACAAAACAAGACAAAGACAUUGGCCAGUAUUGAAAUCUGACAUGCAUGAUAGACGUUUUCGCGAUCUUAAAGUCCUAUUCCUAUUAACUUCCAGUGUAGUCACAGUGCUACGUCAUUUAUCACCGUGCUACAUAACUUUAUCACAGUGCUACAUCAUACCAGCAGAAUUUCUGCCUGCUUGAAUGCCAAUAACUCAGAUACACAUGAAAACAUGAAAUUACCCAGGGAAUAGAUGGAACAUCACUCAUAGAUGCACAAAAACAAUAUAACAUUCAAAAUGGGUGAACCUUUCUUUAACUCAGCACUUCCACCACUAAUAAGCUGAGCUUCUUCAUUUUUUCUUCAGCUCACACAGUAAGUCAACAAAGUCUGUUUUUUAACAUCCAUUGAGAAUGAUAAUAGUUCCUCACAGUAUUAGAAAAGUAUUUUCAACACUUUCCUGGCCUCGAUAAUUACGAAGCCUUGGUGUGAAAGAGCAAAAUGUCAUGAUUUGAUGAUCCCAUAUAUCCAGUGGAAACGUCAUAAAAAAACAGCUGUCUGUCCGGAACUGGCGCAGGAAACUCUGAGGGCCCAUAAUAGGCUAGUUGAUACAAUGUUGCAAAUUCGCUAGCCACAGCUUCGGGCUGGACCCAGUUGAUUGAUUUGAUACGUUGCACUUCACGAGCAUAGCUCAUGCAAGACAGAUAGAAAGGGAGGCAGACAGGAUAUUUUCUACUGUUUUUAUUUGUCGGCUUUAGGCCUAUGUGUUUAGCCGCAAAUGGAUCACAGUGUAUCAAUGUGUCAAUAUAGCUGAGGCUGGUGCUCUCCCAUUAGUUAAAUUUUUGUCAUUUUAAUUCAGAUUUUUAUUAUUAACCACGUGGCAAUGAUUUUGAGAAAUUAGAACUUUAUUAUUGAAAUUAAACUUUUCCACAAAAAAUGAUCAAAACUGGCACGCAGAUCGGUAGAAAUGGUAGGAUAAAUUGUAAACUCACAGGCCGCCUAUGGUCUUCACUAUAAAAAUAAAUUAUAAAAAUAAAUUAUGGAAAUCGGCCAGCCCUGGCGCCUGUCCUGAGGUUUUGAUGCAGUUUUAGUAAUAUAAAUUAUUUUACCCAUAAAAACCACCAGAAUAUUUCGAAAAAGCAUUAGAUAACAAAAAAGAAUGACCAUUUUUAUAUAAUUGUAUUUUCUAUUUGGCUUUUCAUAACAGCUUUUUAAAUUAGAUUAUCACAGUGUAAGCACUGCCUACACUGCCUACCCUGACUGCACGACAUACAGCUCAUGUAUAGCUUAUUACAGCUAGCUCAAGAAUGGAAUAGAUUUGUGAUAGACCACAUAACAGCACUUUUUUUCUCAUCCUUGAAAAUUAUUAUGGCCUUUCAAGUUCUGAAUUUGAUUAGGUUUGAGGUACUUCUUCACACUUUUUUGUAAUGUUGCUGUGGUUUGGGCAAAUAACUUUGUCAAAAGCGUUAGUUGGAAAUAGGUUUUAGUUGACAAGAUGGUACGGAUCUAUUCAACCCACGCUGUCCCAUUUAUUUUGAAAGGCAGUAGUGACAUUUUAAAUGGAAAUGUCACAGCCAUUGAUAUAUGUUUAUUUUCCCAGAAGGUUACAACUGUUGUCUGAACCAAUCCUUUAUUCUCAGGUAAAUUCACUUAAUUAAAUGUAGGGCCUUGUCAAAAGGCAACAUUAACAAAGAAGACAACUCUACCCAUUAUUCCUUAAUAGCACUCAAUGGAACAAUAAUGGAUGGGCCUAUCAAUCGAUAGUCUGACUGACAUUCAUGCAGUUCCUUCUGCAUAUGUUGUGUGUAUGGACAGCAGUUGCCCAGAUUCCCUUAAGCGACAGCUAUUUAGCGCCAGCGAGCUGGGAACAAAAGGCUUUAGAAUAAUGAGAGCACUCGUCACAGGCAGAAAAUAUUGCCAUCUCCGUUGAAUGUUUCAUUCUGUCGCUCUCUCUCUCUCAUCUUUCAAUCAAUGAGUCAGGUUUAUCAGGGCAAUUUAAUUGCCCUUAAGCGUUUUGAAAAGAUUAUUCAAAAUAUUUAAUUACUCUAUGAAUACCUCUCCUGGCAGGACUCAGCUGAUGCUGAAUAGAAGUCCAUUUGAGGACUUCAAGCUAUUGUCACACACACACACACACACACACACACACACACACACACACACACACACACACACACACACACACACACACACACACACACACACACACACACACACACACACACACACACACACACACACACACACACACACACACACACAACCCUGCUGCAUACUGUACAUAUCCAAUGUACCAGACAAUGAAUAUUGGUAAUACACUGAUGCAAUUUCAAUGCUAAAGUUUAGGCCUACACUUGAUCACAAAAAGUUGCUGAUGCUAACACUUAACACUGGGAUUUGAGGAACAGUUUCAAAUAAAUAAAUAAAUAUUCUCCCAUUUAUGUGAUCAUCUAGAGAGUAAUUGAAUCCCCUUAAAGCCCUUUCCUAUGUCCCUGUCCAGAUGUAAAGCUGUUGGAGAAUCAAGCGUUUGUGGAGAGUGUUCAGGAGCAGGUGAAUGGGGCUCUGCUGGAGUACACUCUGUGCACCUACCCCUUGUACCUGGACAAGUUCAGCCAGCUGGUGCUGCGUCUGCCAGAGCUGCGAGCCCUCAGCACCCAGGCAGAGGACUACCUGUGCUACAAACACCUGAGUGGGGAGGUGCCCUGCAACAACCUGCUCAUCGAGAUGCUGCAUGCCAAGAGGGCCUGUGUAUGA